Messenger RNA from Symphalangus syndactylus (siamang), 7558 nucleotides. It is a transcript of the gene FUT4, whose product is annotated as fucosyltransferase 4. Gene Ontology annotation, cellular component: membrane. Lineage: Eukaryota; Metazoa; Chordata; Mammalia; Primates; Hylobatidae. Gene Ontology annotation, molecular function: alpha-(1->3)-fucosyltransferase activity. The record is from RefSeq and is a predicted model, not a curated record.
AUUGACUAUCUAUAACAAUUUCUUUUAGGGCUAGUACAUUUUCACACUUAGAUAAAAAGAAAAGCACUUAUAAAUUUGUGUUAGGUUUACUUUUCUUUUUUUUUUUUUUUUUUUCUUGACAGAGUCAGGCUGGAGUGCAGUGGCAUGAUCUCAGCUCACUGCAACCUCUGCCUCCUAGGUUCUAGUGAUUCUCAUGCUUCAGCCUCCUGAGUAGCUGGAACUGCAGGCAUGAGCUACCAUGCCCAGCUAAUUUUUUUGUGUGUGUAUUUUUAGAAUAGAUGGGUUUUUACCAUGUUGGCCAGGCUGGUCUCGAACUCCUGACCUUAUGUGAUCUGCCCACCUCAGCCUCUCAAAGUGCUGGGAUUACAGCAGCAGUUUUAUUUUUCUAUAAAAGAUUUAGCAGAGCAAUGAACAAUAGAUUGUGGGUGUCGUUGAUUGUACACAAUUUUUGAUUUUUUAACCAACAGUCCAUUCCAUACUUAUCUGUCCAACUAUGCAAGGUUAAAAAAUUGUUCCUGACAGAGGAAACUGUUUCCACCUAUUUGCACACAGAUUAGCCAUUCCAACUGCACCUGCUCACUGACGCCCUCAGCAUUUCCUGGUAAGUACACAAUGUAAGAAGGGACUCAACUGCCUUUUUCUCUCUUCAAGGAAACAAAAUUAAAACAUACUUAGCAGGCCAAUGUUCGGAUACAGAAAUCUCAGAUCCAACCAAGGGUAACAACCCAUUUGAGGGUAGCCUGAAUCUCAGGGAGUUUAUGCUGACAGAGCUUGGCUCCACAUAGAAAGCUAGGCAGUCAGAACCUAUUCUGGGGCUUCCAUAGGAAACAUCAAAUCUGUCUCUGGUGAGUUAACACUGGGAGAGGCUUUAAAAUGAACUAGGAUAGUUUAUAAAGAAUAAGGAAUGAGUUCGAAUUUUAGGAACCACAGUUGGCUUGGUUCUUGCAAAGAAUACUGUCCAAUAUAAAAUUUUGGAACCGAAUAGGUCACUUUUGGCAUGCUGUGAGUUCAUUGCUCAUUCAGUGUCAUAAAUUGAGUCUUGAAUUAUGGAGCUUUCUUCUACACUACUUUUGCAACCCUCAGGGUCCAAAGACCCUUCUCCAUGCCUGAUCUCAUCUUCAUGCUGGCAACUGAAAGCCAGUUCUUUCUGUGCAAUAUUUUGUGGAAACUGAGAGGCCUUUAAAUGCACAAAGAAUCAUUCGUCACCAAAUGUAAAAGAAUCAUGGACUGUUCUUCCAUGUUCUAAAUCUAAGAUGAUUUAGAGUUCAUUUAGUCCAGCCUCUUCAUUGUCAGAAUAGUAGUAUCUCCUUCCACAUGGGUAGCAGACAUGUUUUUGCCCACCUAGCAUCCUUUCCCUCUUUUCAGGUAACACCACCUCAUUUUUUCUUUUGGGUAACUUCUCUCCCCGCACUGUUAUUCAAUAACAACAGAUUAUUCCACAUCUGUUAUUCAGAUGGGACUGAUUCUAGCUCCAGAAGAGGGUCUAAAGAGAGUACCCAUUCCCUGACCACAGUGAUUGCUUCAAGAAUGAGCACUCAUCCCAGGUUUGGCCAAUGAGAGAAGUCUAAUUUGAUAUCAUUUCAAGACAUGUACAAUAUUUUCCACUGAAAGCUUAAGGGACAUUUUAAGGUCAUAGCACGUCACUCACAAAGCCAAGAUCUCCGAUGUCCUCCCAUUUUGUAGUGGGGAAAGAGAUACCAACGGAUAAUUUUGGUAAUACAUUAAGGGCAUACACUCAUUCAACAAAUAUUCACUACUAGAUACCUGGUUCCAUGAUGGGUGUUCAGGAUGGAGUUAUGAAUGAAACAGUCAUGAUCUCUGGAUGUCCCAUGAUGUUCUGAAAGGUGCAGCAUGUGUGAGAGCGCACAGGAGGGCCCUGUAAACUACCCUGGAUAUAUGUUUGUGGGUAUCCAGAAAGGCUUCCCAAAGAAAGGAACCAGCCUCCUAAAUCUCUCUGAAUCUAUCCUCCUUUAAUUUUCUUCCUUAUCCUCACAGCUACUGUCUCAGUUCAGGCCCUCUUUAUUUCACAUCUGAAUUACAGCAAUAACUUUCCAACCGAACACCACCACACCCCUACUCUUACCCUAUUUUUACCCAACUCACUCUUUACUAAUGACAGAAUGAUUUUUUCUUAGAAACUUUUUUCUAUAGUAUCCACCCACAAAAGUACAUAUGUAAGCAUACAGUUUGAUGAAUUUCCUUAACCAAACACACCCAUUAACCAGAGCCUACAUUAACAAACAGUCAGCAUUCUGCAGCCCCGCCAUGUCCCCAUCCAUAUACUCACCCUCCUCAUACAUAAUAAAAAUAAGAAUUCGUUUUAAAAAUGAAUAUCGCUUCCUUCCUUUGUUAAAGCCUUCCAAGGACUUUCUUGACAGCCUGCAGGAUAAACCCCAUCUCCUUCGCCAAACUAUACCCUAGUAAUUCCUCGCCUACUGCCCCAGUAUUCCCUCCCUGGCCUCUGCAGUGCUGCUCCCUCUGUGGAAACUAAUAUCUCAGCCCUCUUCCUCUGCACUGUAAUGAUUCCUAAUUAUUCCAGGAGCCACCUUCUCAAAUCCUUCCAUGAUCCCUUCCCUCACCACUAUCUGUUUCUCUUGUAGAUUUUUGAAGGUAGAAACGGUGUUUUGCAUUUGUUUCCCAAUUUGUUAAAUGAACAAGUGAGUAAAUUUAUUAAUUUCCCAUAACUCCUUUCCUCCCUUUCCUUCCCCUCUACCCUACCAAUGACUCUUUUAAAAUAAGAACAAUCCAGUCCCCUGUGAAUGUUUGUGCAUGUAUGAGAUGCACAAUGAUCACGUAUGAUCUUUAACCAGCAAUUUGCUAAGUCAUGACUGGUUUCCAUUGAUCCAGACACACCUUACUGCCUAGUAUCCCCUCCUCCCACACCAAGUAAGGGUACAGUAGGGGCAGUUUGUGGUCUCAACCCUACCAAGGUAAGAGGGCACAAAGAAUAUUGAUAUACAUGAGACCUCGGGCAUUCUUCAGGUAAAAAAAUGGCUUAAUUGGAACAUUCGGAGGCUUAAGAGAAAAUCGGGAGUGGUGGAAGGAAGCAAUCAAGCAGGGUAAUAUUUCCCAAAUGCCUGCCGGCCAUGUGCCAGACACAAUGUUAGGCUCUAUCUGUGAUGUCUUAUUUAACUGAAGUGGGAGAAGAAUGUAAAUAAAUGGCUAAAUUCUUGAAUUGCACAAAAAGAGACGUCAAUACACUUUUUCCUUUAUUUGGUUGAAACUAAAUAAUUUGUGCAUUUAUAGCUUUUUCGUUUAAUUAAGAGUGGAAAAGUCACUGAAAUGUCUAAUUUCAAAUAAAAUAUUUGAUUUCUAAUUUCUGUUUUUCAAACAAACAAAAAAAUCCCAGAAGCAUUAUGAAAGGUUUUACUGUGCAGGAGGAAAUGUCACUAGGUUGAUGGGCCUAGCCAGAACACCUAACACCCUCCAUCUAGUCUCCAAACUGAGGCCGUGGCCCUGCAGAGAGCGCCACCGGAAGCCACUUUUAUAGAAGCUUUUACACUCUAUGCUUGAUUUUUUGUUUGUUUGUUUUUGUUUUUUUUGAGACGGAGUCUUGCUUUGUCGCCCAGGCUGGAGUGCAGUGGCGCGAUCUCGGCUCACUGCAAGCUCCGCCUCCUGGGUUGACGCCAUUCUCCUGCCUCAGCUUCCCGAGUAGCUGGGACUACAGGCGCCCGCCACCACGCCUGGCUAAUUUUUUUGAUUUUUAGUAGAGACGGGGUUUCACCAUGUUAGCCAGGAUGGUCUCGAUCUCCUGACCUCGGGAUCCGCCCGCCUCGGCCUGCCAAAGUGCUGGGAUUAUAGGCGUGAGCCACCGCGCCUGGCCUAUACUUGAUUUUUAAUGAAAACAUUCUUAGCAAUAAAUUCAUAUGGCUAACCCAAAUUUAUUUUCUGUAGGCAUAACAUCAAAAACACCUGGCAGGAUUGCCCCAUUCCCAGCACUGUCUAUUUCUCCCCUAAUAUCAGUGGGACUCCACUGAUGCACAGUUGUGAUCUACUAAAACUUCUCUCAAAACUUCCUCCUCUCCUUAGGUCAGUAGCCCCGCCCCUGAUCUAUUUGGAAAUCCCCUGCAUAAAAGUUGAAUAUCAUAAACCAAAGCCAACACCCAGAAAUUCAAAUUCAACCCGUAGGUAAAAAAUUUCUCAAGUGACUGUAGACGUAGAUGUCUCCAGUGUCGCCUCACUAAUAAAGUAGAAGAGGCCAGUGCGAUACUGUCUUUAUACCCUUAACUUGGGUGCUAGAAUAUUUAUCUUCGUCAUCAUUUUAUCAUCCAAACUAUUUUGCAUAACUUUCAUGGGUGCAGAAAUUGUUUCUUAAGUGCUUGGUAAAAUUAAUAGUGAUAUUCAUUCAUUUAUCUCACUGAACAGGCAAUAAAUUCCUUGACGACAAGGGCCUUGGGGGGGCCACAUCUUCAUCUUUGGUUUAUGAGUCCUGUGCGUCUUCGUACAAGCAAUACGACUAUGAGCCGGCAAGUCAGACUUAUUUGGUAGGGGACCAAAGGAAAGAACCUGUUUUGAUUGCUAAGAAAACAUUUUGUUCUCUAUCCUUUACUGGGCUGGCAGGCAGGCAAAGGGAAUGUUCUUAUGAGCACUCACACUGAAAACAAGUUUUUCAUCAAAUGCAGAGACUCUGAAAGCCACGCCGCUGCGGGCUGCCUCCACAAUCCGACCGUCUCGGCGGGCUACGAGAUCCUGGCCACUGACGCGGUGGCUGCGCCUCUGCUCGCAUGUUCCCCCGGCCUCUGGACUCCCUCCCUACCUCAAUCCCUCCCUCCGGCGGGCGUCGCUGGCGGGUGGCUAGGCCCAACAGCAGGAAGCCGCCGCUAUUCUCCGUUCUGCGGCGCCGGGUCCGCCUUCCGUCUGUUCUCGCGCCUGCUCCUGCGCGGCAGCUGCUUUGGAAGGUCUCAAGCCUCCUGUACCUUCCCAGGGAUGAACCAGGCCUUCCCUCUGGAAGGCGAGGGUUCGGGCCACAGUGAGCGAGGGCCAGGGCGGUGGGCGCGCGCAGAGGGAAACCGGAUCAGUUCAGAGAGAAUCUAAGUAGCGGAUGAGGCGCUUGUGGGGCGCGGCCCGGAAGCCCUCGGGCGCAGGCUGGGAGAAGGAGUGGGCGGAGGCGCCGCAGGAGGCUCCCGGGGCCUGGUCGGGCCGGCUCGGCCCCGGGCGCAGUGGAAGGAAGGGACGGGCGGUGCCCAGUUGGGCGUCCUGGCCAGCUCACCUUGCCCUGGUGGCUCGCCCCGCCCGGCACUUGGGAGGAGCAGGGCAGGGCCCGCGGGCUUUGGAUUCCGGCACCGCCCCCUUCCAUUCCCCGGCCAGCGGCGAGCGGCAGCGACGGCUGGAGCCGCAGCUGCAGCAUGAGAGCCGGUGCCGCUCCUCCACGCCUGCGGACGCGUGGCGAGCGGAAGCAGCUCUGCCUGUUCGCGCCAUGGGGGCGCCGUGGGGCUCGCCGACGGCGGCGGCGGCGGCGGGCUGGCGGCGCGGGUGGGGCAGAGGCCGGGCGCUGCCAAGGACCGUCUGGCUGCUGGCGGCCGCCGGCUUGACGUGUACAGCGCUGAUCACCUAUGCUUGCUGGGGGCAGCUGCCGCCGCUGCCCUGGGCGUCGCCAACCCCGCAGCGACCGGUGGGCGUGCUGCUGUGGUGGGAGCCCUUCGGGGGGCGCGGUAGCGCCCCGAGGCCGCCCCCCGACUGCCGGCUGCGCUUCAACAUCAGCGGGUGCCGCCUGCUCACCGACCGCGCGUCCUACGGAGAGGCUCAGGCCGUGCUUUUCCACCACCGCGACCUCGUGAAGGGACCCCCCGACUGGCCCCCGCCCUGGGGCGUCCAGGCGCUCACUGCCGAGGAGGUGGACCUGCGCGUGUUGGACUACGAGGAGGCAGCGGCGGCGGCAGAAGCCCUGGCGAUCUCCAGCCCCAGGCCCCCGGGCCAGCGCUGGGUUUGGAUGAACUUCGAGUCGCCCUCGCACUCCCCGGGGCUGCGAAGCCUGGCAAGUAACCUCUUCAACUGGACGCUGUCCUACCGGGCGGACUCGGACGUCUUUGUGCCUUAUGGCUACCUCUACCCCAGAAGCCACCCCGGCGACCCGCCGUCAGGCCUGGUCCCGUCACUGUCCAGGAAACAGGGGCUGGUGGCAUGGGUGGUGAGCCACUGGGACGAGCGCCAGGCCCGGGUCCGCUACUACCAUCAGCUGAGCCAACAUGUGACUGUGGACGUGUUCGGCCGGGGCGGGCCCGGGCAGCCGGUGCCCGAAAUUGGGCUCCUGCACACAGUGGCCCGCUACAAGUUCUACCUGGCUUUCGAGAACUCGCAACACCUGGAUUAUAUCACCGAGAAGCUCUGGCGCAACGCGUUGCUCGCUGGGGCGGUGCCGGUGGUGCUGGGCCCAGACCGUGCCAACUACGAGCGCUUCGUGCCCCGCAGCGCCUUCAUCCACGUGGACGACUUCCCAAAUGCCUCCUCCCUGGCCUCGUACCUGCUUUUCCUCGACCGCAACCCCGCGGUCUAUCGCCGCUACUUCCACUGGCGCCGGAGCUACGCUGUCCACAUCACCUCCUUCUGGGACGAGCCUUGGUGCCGGGUGUGCCAGGCUGUACAGAGGGCUGGGGACCGGCCCAAGAGCAUACGGAACUUGGCCAGCUGGUUUGAGCGGUGAAGCCGCCCUCCCCUGGAAGCGACCCAGGGGAGGCCAAGUUGUCAGCUUUUGGAUCCUCUACUGUGCAUCUCCUUGACUGCCGAAUCAUGGGAGUAAGUUCUUCAAACACCCAUUUUUGCUCUACGGGGAAAAAACGAUUUACCAAUUAAUAUUACUCAGCACAGAGAUGGGGGCCCGGUUUCCAUAUUUUUUGCACAGCUAUCAAUUGGGCUCCCUUUGCUGUUGAUGGGCAUCAUUGUUUAGGGGUGAAGGAGGGGGCUCUUCCUCACCUUGUAACCGGUGCAGAAAUGAAAUAGCUUAGCUGCAAGAAGCCGUUGAGGCGGUUUCUCUGAAUUUCCCCAUCUGCCACAGGCCAUAUUUGUGGCCCGUGCAGCCUCCAAAUCUCAUACACAACUGUUCCCGAUUCACGUUUUUCUGGACCAAGGUGAAGCAAAUUUCUGGUUGUAGAAGGAGCCUUGUUGGUGGAGAGUGGAAGGACUGUGGCUGCAGGUGGGACUUUGUUUGGAUUCCUCACAGCCUUGGCUCCCUCACAGCCUUGGCUCCUGCGAAAAGGUGAGGAGGGCAGUCCAAGAGGGGCCGCUGACUUCUUUCACAAGUACUAUCUGUUCCCCUGUCCUGUGAAUGGAAGCAAAAUGCUGGAUUGUCCUUGGAGGAAAGUUAAGAUGAAUACAUGGGUGUACCUCACUUUACAUAAGAAAUAUAUUCCUGAAAAGCUGCAUUUAAAUCAAGUCCCAAAUUCAUUGACUUAGGGGAGUUCAGUAUUUAAUGAAACCCUAUGGAGAAUUUAUCCCUUUACAAUGUGAAUAGUCAUCUCCUAAUUUGUUUCUUCUGUCUUUAUGUUUUUCUAUAACCUGGGUUUUUUAAAAGCAUAUUAAAAUUACAGAUGUGAAAAUAAAGCAGAAGCAAACUUGUUCCCUC